AUGUUGAUUGUACCGAACGAAGGAUUUGCCUUAUCACGAAAGCCACAUUCGUUUCGUUUGAGGAAGUCACACGUCCUGUUCCCUAUAAAUAAGGAGAUUCAUUCUUUUUUUCAGAAAUCCCCUCUUCUUCCUCCUCAAGCCCCUAUCACAAGACCAAGCGGAUCUCAUCCUGCAGAAGACUCAGAGCGGAUCUAUCUAAUGGCAUGGCUGGCUGUCGGAUGUGAUCUAUUCUCGUGUCACAUCGCUUUCUUUCUUCUCCCUCCAUUUUCUUCACUACUACCGCUCCUACACAUAAAUCAAAGAAGCAUUGUGGAAUAG
Zea mays is the source of this 318-nucleotide messenger RNA. Lineage: Eukaryota; Viridiplantae; Streptophyta; Magnoliopsida; Poales; Poaceae. The record is from the annotation of a RefSeq genome assembly.